Molecule: messenger RNA, 484 nt
Organism: Saccoglossus kowalevskii
Lineage: Eukaryota; Metazoa; Hemichordata; Enteropneusta; Harrimaniidae
Source: RefSeq, a predicted model, not a curated record
AAAGAAGUUACCGACGGUAAUUAUUCUCCCUUGCUAUUAGCUGAUUCUGCUGGAUCAACAACCUAUGGGUCGUUUGACAAUCAUAGUGUGUAUAUGCAUAAUCUCACUCGCACAUAUUGCAAAUGGCAAGAGCAAUGAGGCGUACACGCACCAACAACAGCUGUUUCGUUCAAUCAUGUUAUUCCGUGAAGUAGCCCCUAUGUGGAAACGGUGUUCACAGACGGUAUGCAGUCGAGACAGGAAUAUGACAAGGUGUACCUCUUUGCGGCCAGCGUUGGUUGUCAGUGUGCACUCGAAUACGUUAACAAAAAUGGUGAAAUUAAAGGGUUUUUUUAUGACCUCGUUAUGGCAGUUUGCGAGGAGGCUGGUAAGAAUUGCGAGCUCGUGUACGAUUCACUGUCGCGAUGUUAUACUCACAUUAGAGGGGACCAUCCCAGGACUGGGGAAGCGUCGUUUUCUGUAUUCAUUCGACAAUACAAAAUAA